GCUCCCGCACACUCUAUUUAGGGCGGGGUGGGGGAGCGCGGCGGGCGCACACCUGAGCGCUACCUGGCCAGCCGCGCACCGCCGGGAUUUCUCUCCUGCCUGCAGCUUUGGAGCCUGCUUGCCACGUCUGUACCCGCUCUCUGGUGCCCAUGGCUGCAGCCUGCCAGAUCAGCAACGUGUUCAGCAACUACUUCAGCGCCAUGUACAGCGCGGAGGACCCCGCCCUGACCUCUGCGCCCCCUGCCGCCGCCUUCGGGGCUGAGGACGCUGAGCUGACCCUCGGCAGUCCCCAGGUGUCGCUGGAGGGCACAGAGAAGGCCAGCUGGUCCGGGGAGGAGCCCCAGUUCUGGUCGAAGGCGCAGGUCCUGGACUGGAUCAGCUACCAGGUGGAGAAGCACAAGUACGACGCCAGCGCCAUCGACUUCUCCCGCUGCAACAUGGACGGCGCCACGCUGUGCGGCUGCGCCCUCGAGGAGCUGCGGCUGGUCUUCGGGCCCCUGGGCGACCAGCUCCACGCCCAGCUGCGCGACCUCACUUCCAGCCCCUCCGACGAGCUCAGCUGGAUCAUCGAGCUGCUGGAGAAGGACGGCAUAGCCUUCCAGGAGGCCCUCGAAAACCCCUUCGACCAGGGCAGCCCCUUCGCCCAGGAGCUGCUGGAGGACGGCCAGCAGCAGGCCAGCCCGUGCCACCCCGGCAGCUACGGCGCCGGGGCCCCCUCCCCCGGCAGCUCCGACAUCUCUACCACAGGGACUGGCACCCCGCAGAGCUCCCACUCCUCAGACUCCGGUGGAAGCGACGUAGACCUGGAUCUUGCAGACAGCAAGCUCUUCCCCAGAGACGGCUUCCCUAACUACAAGAAGGGGGACCCUAAGCACGGGAAGCGGAAGCGGGGCCGGCCCCGAAAGCUGAGCAAGGAGUACUGGGAGCGUCUGGAGGGCAAGAAGAGCAAGCACGCCCCCCGAGGCACCCACCUGUGGGAGUUCAUCCGGGACAUCCUCAUCUACCCGGAGCUCAACCAGGGCCUCAUGAAGUGGGAGAACCGGCACGAGGGCGUCUUCAAGUUCCUGCGCUCCGAGGCCGUGGCCCAGCUGUGGGGCCAGAAGAAGAAGAACAACAACAUGACCUACGAGAAGCUGAGCCGGGCCAUGAGGUACUACUACAAACGGGAGAUCCUGGAACGGGUGGACGGCCGGCGGCUCGUCUACAAGUUUGGCAAAAACUCCAGCGGCUGGAAGGAGGACGAGGUCGUCCAGACUCGGAACUGAGGCCGGAACCGGACCCUGGACCACACCCACGGACCACUCCAGGCCCGCAGCCCUCCUGGGAGGGUGCAGGCCAGAAGGACCCCGUGCCGGGACCCGCUCCUCGCCGUGCUGAGAAGCUAAAGCUCGCGCGUGGCAUCGGCCCUCGUGCUGGGAUUCGGAGCCUGUGUCCUCGCCCUCCUCUUGGAAUACAAGCCCGGGGCUUGGAGCGACGGGGCUGCUGCCCGUGCGUCUCAUGUGACCUGGUGCCUCCUCGAACUCGACCCCUGACACCAGCCGCAUAGGACACCUGACACCUUCCUCCUGCUGAUGGCCGGACUGAGCCGGGGGGGGCCAGGGGCGGCCCGAGGCUUGCACCGCGACAGAGAGGACAGACAGAGAGGCCCGGGCGGGGUCCCCCGGCACCUUCUCUCCGGACUGGUUUCCACCUCCCUGUUCAGCACUCGGGCUCCACGGGCGGCGGUCAGAGUGCCCCCUAAUUUAUGUGCUAUAAAUAUGUCAGAUAUGUACAUAGAGAUCUAUUUUUUCUAAAGCAUGCCCCCCACCCCUCCUCUCCCACCACGGCCAGACUGACUGUUGCUCCAGGUCCCCAUGGGGGCUGGCGAGGGGUGGGGCGGCGCCAGGGCCCUCAGGCGGGGGCUCCUGGCUCCUUUCUGCUGUGAAUGGAGGCGACACCUCCAAUAAAGUGCCUUCGGGGCUUUUUCUAACCUUUGUCUUAGCUCCCUG
Molecule: messenger RNA, 1988 nt
Organism: Microcebus murinus (gray mouse lemur)
Lineage: Eukaryota; Metazoa; Chordata; Mammalia; Primates; Cheirogaleidae
Gene: ELF3
Product: E74 like ETS transcription factor 3
Biological process (GO): regulation of transcription by RNA polymerase II; cell differentiation
Cellular component (GO): nucleus
Molecular function (GO): DNA-binding transcription factor activity, RNA polymerase II-specific; sequence-specific DNA binding
Source: RefSeq, a predicted model, not a curated record